Mytilinidion resinicola is the source of this 2696-nucleotide messenger RNA. Its product is annotated as Coatomer, beta' subunit. Gene Ontology annotation, cellular component: COPI vesicle coat. Lineage: Eukaryota; Fungi; Ascomycota; Dothideomycetes; Mytilinidiales; Mytilinidiaceae. Gene Ontology annotation, biological process: endoplasmic reticulum to Golgi vesicle-mediated transport; intracellular protein transport; retrograde vesicle-mediated transport, Golgi to endoplasmic reticulum. Gene Ontology annotation, molecular function: protein binding; structural molecule activity. The coding region runs from base 144 to 2696 and encodes 850 amino acids. The transcript is spliced from 13 exons. The record is from RefSeq and is a predicted model, not a curated record.
CGACGUCUGCGCUCCUCAAAACUUCGCACGGAUAUAACGUACUCUCUUCCUAUCCAGUGGCCCCUCGAAUUCCUAUCCGCGGUGCCUGGUCUGGCCGCCUCGAGGUCUCGUCUCUCCACAAAACCCCACCGUGAGCCGCGACGAUGCGCUUAGACGUCAAGAGGCAAUUGUUUGCUAGGUCGGAGAGGGUCAAAGGAAUCGACUUCCACCCCACCGAGCCAUGGAUUCUCACGACGCUGUACAGCGGACACUGCCAUAUCUGGUCGUUUGCGACGCAGCAGAUUGUGCGGACGUUUGAGCUUACGGAUGUUCCUGUGCGCGCGGGACGGUUCAUUGCGAGGAAGAAUUGGAUUGUAGCUGGCUCCGAUGAUUUUCAGUUGAGGGUGUACAACUACAAUACGGGAGAGAGGGUGACGGCUUUUGAGGCCCAUCCAGACUAUAUUCGCGCUAUUGUGGUCCAUCCUACACAGCCUUUCGUUCUCACAGCUUCAGAUGACAUGCUGAUCAAGCUCUGGAAUUGGGAUCUGGGUUGGAAAUGCGUCCAAGUGUUCGAAGGCCACUCCCACUAUGUCAUGGGCCUCGCCAUCAACCCUAAGGACCCCAACACCUUCGCCUCCGCCUGUCUAGAUCGCACCGUCAAGAUAUGGUCGCUGGGAAGCUCAACACCCAACUUCUCCCUCGAGGCUCACGACACCAAGGGCGUGAACCACGUCGACUACUAUCCGCAAUCGGACAAGCCAUACCUCCUCACCACCUCAGACGACCGCACCAUCAAGAUCUGGGAUUACACAUCGAAGGCGUUGAUCGCUACACUGGAGGGGCACACGUCAAAUGUGUCGUUUGCGUGCUAUCAUCCCGAGUUGCCUGUCAUAAUAUCAGGUUCGGAAGACGGGACGGUCAAGAUCUGGCAUGCCAAUACCUACCGGCUAGAACAGUCACUCAACUACGGAUUGGAGCGCGCGUGGUGUGUAUCGUAUCAGAGAGGCAAAAAUGGUGUAGCGUUCGGCUUCGAUGAUGGAGCUGUAGUGGUCACUAUGGGACGGGAAGAACCUGCUGUUAGCAUGGAUGGAUCUGGAAAGGUCAUCUGGGCGCGGCAUAAUGAAAUUCUCACCGCUGUGAUCAAGGGAAAUGAGAAGUUGAAGGAUGCUGAGACUCUCACUCUUCCGACCAAGGACUUGGGAUCAACAGAAAUCUACCCGCAAUCGCUAAUACACUCUCCCAAUGGCCGUUUCGUUGCUGUUUGCGGUGAUGGCGAGUACAUCAUCUACACGGCUCUUGCGCUGCGAAAUCAGGCUUUCGGAUCUGCUUUAGACUUCUGCUGGGCUUCGAAGGAGCACGACAAGGACUAUGCGAUUCGCGAAUCAGGAACGAGCGUAAAGAUUUUCCGAAACUUCAAAGAGCGAAGCGUGCUGAACGUGGGAUACUCCGCGGAUGGCUUGAGCGGUGGUGUGCUCUUGGGAGUCAAGGGCCAGGGAGGAAUCGGUCUCUUUGAUUGGGACACUGGUGCUCUCGUCCGCCGUAUUGAGGUUGAGCCCAAGAGCGUAUACUGGUCAGAAAGCGGUGAACUCUGCACCCUCGCAUGCGAGGACACUUUCUACGUUCUCCGCUAUUCACGUGAGGAUUACCUAGCUGCCGUACAGUCCGGAGAGGUUGACGAAGACGGCGCCGAGUCCGCAUUCGAGGUCGUCUGCGAUAUCAACGAGAGUGUCAGGACUGGACAAUGGGUUGGAGACUGCUUCGUCUACACCAACAACACCAACCGCCUGAACUACCUAGUCGGCGACCAAACAUACACCAUCUCGCACUUCGACUCUCCCCACUACGUCCUCGGCUACCUUCCCCGUGACUCCCGCAUCUACGUCGCUGACAAGGACGUCAAUGUCGUCUCCUUUGCCCUCUCCCUCGCCGUCGUCGAGUACCAGACCCUCGUCCUCCGCGGCGACCUCGACGCCGCCGAAGCCAUCCUCGACUCCGUCCCCGCCGACCAAAACAACAAGAUCGCCCGCUUCCUCGAGGGCCAAGGCUACAAAGAACUCGCACUCAAAGUCGCAACCGAUCCGGAGCACCGCUUCGACCUCGCCCUCGCCCUCGGCGACCUCUCCAUCGCGCAAACCCUCGCGCGCGAGCAGGACACGGAACACAAGUGGAAGACCGUCGGCGAUGCCGCCCUCGCGGCGUGGGACGUCGCCCUCGCGCGCGAGUGCUUCCAGCACGCCAAAGACCUCGGCAGCCUGCUGCUCGUCCUCUCGGCCACGGCCGACACGGCGGGGCUCCGCGAGCUCGCGGACCUCGCGCAGGACGCGACCGCCAACAAUGUCGCGUUUGCGGCGCUGUGGCAGCUGCAGGAUAUCGAGGGCUGUGCGACGUUGCUGACGAAGACGGGGCGGUAUGCGGAGGCCGUGCUCUUUGUGCAGACGUAUAUUCCGUCUAAGCUGCCGGCGAUUGCGAAUGCGUGGAAGAAGCAGCUGGAGACGGAGGGGAAGGUGAAGGUUGCGAGGACGUUGGGGGUGCCGGGGGAAGAUGAGGAGAUGUUUCCGGAGUUUGAGGAGUGGGUGAGGUUGGAGAAGAGUGGGGGUGCGGUGGAGGAUCUUAUUGAUGUGGGCGGGGAGGGGGAGGAGGAGGAUCAGGGGGUGCCGGAGGAGGAGGUUGAGGUUGAGGAGGAGGCGGGGGAGGAGGUUGAGGGGGAGGAGGCGUAG